Molecule: messenger RNA, 1307 nt
Organism: Pogonomyrmex barbatus (red harvester ant)
Lineage: Eukaryota; Metazoa; Arthropoda; Insecta; Hymenoptera; Formicidae
Product: solute carrier family 35 member G1
Cellular component (GO): membrane
Source: RefSeq, a predicted model, not a curated record
AUUUAUUUUCAUUAUUAUUUUUGUUUCAGAUAUGUCACAACAUAUAGAAUUGCAACAUUUAGUCGAAGCUGAUAUGGAGAGUAACACCACAAAUCAUAAAAAAAAGUUUUCUAUUCAGUUGCGUAAAUCUUGUCCUUAUAUGGGUCUAGUAUUAGCUACACUUUCAUCACUGUUUUUUUCAUUAUGUAGCGUUAUCGUUAAAAGCUUGGUAGAGAUAAAUCCUGCGGAAAUGGCAAUUUUUAGAUUUUUGGGAGUAUUAUUACCAGCUAUACCAAUUGUAAUUUAUAAAGGUGAACAUCCUUUCCCAAAAGGACGUAGACUAAUACUUAUUCUAAGGAGUUUCAUCGGUACAACAGGACUUAUGUUAAGUUUUUAUGCAUUUAGGCAUAUGCCAUUGGCCGAUGCCUCAGUUAUCGUAUUUUCCGUUCCCGUAUUCGUAGCAAUCUUCGCACGGAUAUUUUUGAAAGAACCUUGCGGGCUAUUCAACAUCGUUACUGUAUGUCUGACAUUGAUCGGUGUGAUAUUGAUAACACGACCGCCAUUAAUUUUUGGUCAUGCCAUAAAAUCUUUGUCAGAUGGUCACGUUAAACCAGAGCACGCAGAUUUAUGGGGUGCUAUGGCAGCUUUCUCAGCUACUUUAUUCGGUGCAAACGCAUACGUUUUAUUACGCGCAUUAAAAGGUCUUCAUUUUUCCGUUAUAAUGACAAAUUUUGGCUCAUUCGCCUUAAUACAAACUACACUUGUAUCAUGGACAAUCGGUACAUUAUGUAUGCCACAUUGCGGUACAGAUAGACUUUUGGUCGUGGCACUGGCACUAUUUAGUUUCGCAGGUCAAAUCUUGUUAACCGUAGCUCUUCAGAUAGAACAAGCUGGUCCAGUGGCCAUAGCAAGAUCCACAGAUAUCGUUUUCGCUUUUUUUUGGCAAGUAUUAUUUUUUAACGAAAUACCAAAUCGGUAUUCCGUAGGUGGUGCUAUAUUAGUCACAAGCUCAGUUUUAUUAACAGGAUUAAGAAAAUGGGCUCUCUCAUUACCAGAGACAUCAAAUAUAAAAAGGUCUCUUGGAAUUUUAAUAAUAUAAAUAACGAUAUGUUUCUUAUUCAUCAGAGAUAAAAUAAAAAAAAAUGCUAAUUAUAAAGUCGAUAGUAAAAUAGAAAAUUUAGCAAGUAAUUACAUGUAAAAAACCUUUCCGAAUGAAUAGAAUAAAUUUAAAUAUCUGUUUCAAAAUUGAGAAAUUUAUAUACAGUAUGAUUUAGAGGAGUGUUACAAUUAAGUAGGAAAUUGUUCAAUAUAUAAAAGUAAGUCAGAAA